This is a messenger RNA of Phytophthora sojae, 645 nucleotides long. RefSeq lists its product as hypothetical. The record is from RefSeq and is a predicted model, not a curated record. The transcript has a single exon. The coding region runs from base 360 to 524 and encodes 54 amino acids. NCBI's taxonomy places the organism in Eukaryota, Oomycota, Peronosporomycetes, Peronosporales, Peronosporaceae.
GCUGUGCGGUGCCUGUUGUGGCGCGUUUUGCGGUGGUGUAUUCCGGUGGAAAGCUUUCAUUUUCGGGUAGAACCGGACUUGAUCUGGGGCGUGUAUGCGGCGUGCGGAGGGGACUACAACCCGAAGUGUGCUGCGUCGUGCUCUACAAUUCGCUUCUUGCUCCGUUUCGGCGGCGCUGUUGAAGUGAGGAUCGUAAUUUGUCUUUCUGUUCGGAGAGAUGGAGAAAAGAUUCUCGGCUAAAGUGACGACUUCGGGAAAGGCUGCGUGUGUGUUGUGGUUGCUUCGGCGGUUGCGGCGUGCGUGCGGCUGGCCUCUGUGUUGUUGUUUGUGCUGGGAGGCGGCUUUUCGUCUUCUUACGUAUGGAGGAUAUUAACUUGGUUGAUCCUGCCAGUAGUCAUACGCUUGUCUCAAAGAUUAAGCCAUGCAUGUCUAAGUAUAAACACUUUUGUACUGUGAAACUGCGAAUGGCUCAUUAUAUCAGUUAUAGUCUACUCGAUAGUACCUUACUACUUGGAUACCCGUAGUAAUUCUAGAGCUAAUACAUGCAUAAAUACCCAACUGCUUGUCGGGCGGGUAGCAUUUAUUAGAUUGAAACCAAUGCAGUCUUCGGGCUGGUAUUGUGUUGAGUCAUAAUAACUGUGCGGA